AUGAGGCUCCCUGCAGUGAUUGAACGGAUUCAGGCACAGCUGGCUGCAGCAGAGGCUGCACGGCGGAUGGAGGAGAUGAGAAUCAGCGAGGCCAAGGCAGCAUACGCGGCCAAGCUGAAAGACGCGUUGAAAUACCGCAAGCAGCAGGCAGCCGCAAAGGCAGAUGCGCAGCAGGAAGUCAUGGACGGGUCUCUGCUCUCCCUCAACAACGCUUUCUCCUACGCCAUGGCUGAUCAUUCUUCAAGGACUAAUACUGCCAAGGCUGCGUUCCUGGGCGCCGAUGCUGCUAGUGCUGAGCAGCUCAAGGCUGCUCUUGUUGUGGAUGAGCCGGGGUUUUAUGCCAAGCUGUGCAGGGAGACUGAGGGUGAAGAGGAAUUCAGGCCGGAGAUUGACGCCUACACUGGGGUUGUUUUUGCUGCAGCGCGCAAGCGGUAUGGUGCAGUAGAGAAGGCCAAGGCAGAGUUCCAAGCAGAAGUUGAGGAGGCUGUAACGAAAUAUUACAGCAAGCUGCAGAGCAUCCAGAGUGGAUUUGAAAAGGAGGCAGGGGAGGCGUCCAAGGAGUAUAUGAAAGAAGCCCGGACAAAGAUAUUCUGGAGGGAGGAGGCUCAAGCAGAAGCUGAUGUUGCAGCUUAUAAGCCUCCUCUCUAG
This is a messenger RNA of Closterium sp. NIES-65, 648 nucleotides long. Lineage: Eukaryota; Viridiplantae; Streptophyta; Zygnematophyceae; Desmidiales; Closteriaceae. The record is from the annotation of a GenBank genome assembly.